AUGAAGGUCUCGUAUGUUCGACCGUCUUUCCCCAUCGUUGUCGUCCUGGUAGUGCAUUGUUCAUUCUUUAAUUAUCUGGCAAACGCGUACUACGGACAUUGCAAAAUGCUUAACCCCAACCUUCUAGCUAUUUACAUGGGCGUGCUUGGUAUUGUCACGGAGUCCGCAAUGAUGUCGGAUCCGGCCACUGCAGUGUACUCUUUGUCUGCUUUUGCUAUUGGCGAUUGGGGCACGACUACGUCUCAAGGGUCAUGCUGCUCUCGCUCUGCGACGUUCAACAACUACGAUAUAAAUGCUGAACAAAUUGUAGCAAGUUUGAUGAACACUGAGGCUGGGAGGAACACCUCUUUGAAGCCCAGUGUUGUGAUGGGACACGGUGAUAGCAUGUACUGGACUGGAAUAGUUAGUCAAGAGGAGCGCGACUCUCGCUUUACUACCACGUUCGAGGAAAAGUUUAAUGGCGAGAACAUUAUUACGAUUCCUUGGGUGAACGUCAUGGGGAACCACGAUUAUGGAGGUGCUAGUUACAUUUGCAAUAAUGGAGGCCAGAGUGUCAUGUGCGAAAACAAGGAGGCGCUGAUCCAGGGAAUUGAAAACAAAUUUAAGUGGCAGAAAGAGUACGUUAGCCCUCAGAACAAGCGCUGGAUUCUCGAGGACCAUUUUUACAUUCGUCGGAUUGAAGACCCUGCUACGGGUGUAAGUAUCGACAUUUUCAACAUUGACACGAAUGACGCUGACAUUCAUGGUGCCGCGCACAUUUGUUGCCAAUGUUAUAGCUACUCAAACGGUAACAAUGCCGCGUGCAGAGACGCUGGUCGUGGCCACGAGUAUUGUUGUGGUGGAAAUACGGAAAUGUUUGAUUCCUGUAUGGCCAAGUUCUCUGAGUGGGGCGACGAUUCGCGCGCUCAGAUCGCGGAAAAGGUGAAACAGUCGACUGCUACUUGGAAGAUUGUCAACAGCCACUACAGUCCUUACAACCAUUACGCGGAGAACGGAAUGAAAAAGUGGUUCGACACCUUGCAAGGCUUGGGGCUCAAUUUGUGGAUAAACGGUCACACCCACGGUGAGAAACACGACUACUCGGCGGGAUUGGGUAUUCACUUUUUGGAAAAUGGUGCUGGUGGUGGUAUCCAAAAGGAAUCUGCCAGUGGCAUUCCAGCUUAUGCUGCCAGCUUGGUCAAGCCUUUGUGGACCUAUGCGCCCGACGGGUACGGUUUCAUGUCCCUACAGGCUUCGAAGGAGUAUAUCAAGCUCCAGUAUCACACGGCGGAUAAUUCGUGGGUGUUUGGAAGUGAUUUUGCCAGUACAAAGGUUGGCGGUGUCAGAGCGGACUACUGCUGGAUCAUUCCUAAUGACGGCACGGAAGGCAAACAAUGCUAA
Peronospora farinosa is the source of this 1380-nucleotide messenger RNA. The record is from the annotation of a GenBank genome assembly. Lineage: Eukaryota; Oomycota; Peronosporomycetes; Peronosporales; Peronosporaceae.